Messenger RNA from Lytechinus pictus (painted urchin), 3475 nucleotides. Its product is annotated as bolA-like protein 2. The record is from RefSeq and is a predicted model, not a curated record. Gene Ontology annotation, molecular function: 2 iron, 2 sulfur cluster binding. The coding region runs from base 374 to 643 and encodes 89 amino acids. Gene Ontology annotation, biological process: intracellular iron ion homeostasis. NCBI's taxonomy places the organism in Eukaryota, Metazoa, Echinodermata, Echinoidea, Temnopleuroida, Toxopneustidae. The transcript is spliced from 3 exons. Gene Ontology annotation, cellular component: nucleus; cytosol.
AGUUAGGAAGGGGGUCAAAGGUUAUAGAUGGAUGUAUGGAUGGAUAGAUUUUUUUUUUUGUUCAGGUAUUUUACAACAAACUUUCUUCAGGGUUGCCGGACGUCCCCCCCCCCCUCCCCCUUUAAGGGUCAUUGCCCCCAAAUGACAGAGAUUUGGGUCAAAUCUCAACAUUUUAGCACUGAUUGGAUUUGGUACCGCCCAAAUGUGCUACUAUGGUAAAUUACAUACCGGUACCUGUACCGGUACGCAACUGUCGCAACGAAAAUUAACCGCGCUUGCCUGCAAAAAAAUCGAACAAAUAAUAAAUCUAAGUCUUGGAAUGAAUCGGACUGAAUGAAGAGCUCGAAGGCCUAGUCUAGAGUCAGACCUCAAGAUGGAGAUCACAGCUGAACUAUUGGAAAAGAAGCUUUGUGGUGAAUUGCAGGCUUCUCAUGUGGAAAUAAUAGAUGAAACUGCAGGAGGUUGCGGCCUGAAGUUUACUGCUGUCAUCGUCUCUGAAAAAUUUGAAGGAAAGCCUCUGCUGCAGAGACACAGAUUGGUGAAUUCAUGUUUAGCGGAGGAACUGAAGAUCAUCCAUGCCUUCUCCAUGAAAACACUUACACCAGCAGACUGGACCAAGAGGCAGCAGCAGGAAGCCAGCUGAGGAUACCCCUCUAGGAGUGCUCUAAGGUACACGUCUGUUUCCAUCCUAGAUCUUGAAUGCUUUGAGGAGUGAGGACUCUGAUGAAAAAUAACCUUGGAAAAAAAGUCAUUCAGCUCAGGAAAAGCUAGCAAACAACACCGAAGAACUAAAAAUGAGAUUUAAUCAAUUACAAGUACAAGAGAACAAAAUGAGAAAUCUGUGCAAUUUGUACUGAUUUUUAUUUGUCUUUUUCAUAUUUAUUUCAUCCAUCAAUAAAAUAUGAACUACAUGUGUAUUGACUGUUGAUACACAAAUUGACCUAGAGAAUUAUGAGCAAUCAUUUUAAUAGAAGAUAAUUUGUUACUUUAUGAUUUUAUUUUGUUCAUUCAUUAAUUUUUUUUUGUGAUGGGGAUGAGGGAAAUGCAAGUCAAAGUGGAUUUAGUGACUUGUAAACCUCAUGAAAUGACCCCUUUUUAUUCAUGUUCUUAAUGCCUUAGGCCGUGCUACAAGGAGUAUGAUUUUAUAAGAUUUAAAAUAGGAGAAGAAAAGAGACAAAAGAUGGAAGGAAAAUGGAAGGAAGGAGAAGGAAAGAUGUCUGAAAGAGUUGCAUGGGUGGCUUAACUCUUUAACACCCCGAUUUUUCAGUUGAAGAAAAAAAAUAAUGUCAGCUUCAGGUCAUCUCCCCUUCCCCAACCCCACCCACUACAUCCCCAUCAAAAUGCGCUGAUUAGUCAGACAUUUUUUUUUUAAAGAUCCAUUCUGUUUCCUUCAUUCAACAGCUAUGCAAGUCUAAAAUUGGAAAUAUGAUUACCGGUAGUUCAAAUUUUGAUAGAACUCAUUGAUUCCCUGAAACAAGUAGUUCUGAAGAAUGGAGUUAAAAUGAAGUGCAUAUUAAUUCAUGCAGCUUCCCAUUGCUAAGAAAUAGAAUACAGAUGCACUGUAGCCUUUCGUAAUGUAUGAUGCCGCAAGAUUCAUGGGGAAACUGAAAAGGAAUUUGUGUUAAAAGAGAUAAUUGGGAAUAUUUCCUUUUUAUUUGAUCACAAAACUUGGAUAUUAAACACAAGAAAAAAUAUAUUGCCUUAUUUUGUCCUGAAAUUUACAAAUUAUUGCAUGGUACUGCUUCAAAAUGUGAAAAACCCUCAUAAAUUGACAAUUUCUAAAUGAACAUUUUACAAAUUUUCACAACCCUUCCACCAAAAAAAAAAUGUAAGACUAGUUUGUUUGAAUAUAUUUAGUUGUGACAGGUUUGGCUGGAGUCGGAAAUUGUGGUGGUUAAUAGCUGGUAAAUUCUGGUAAAAACUGCCUCAAUAAUAUUUUAUGGAAAAGGAAAUCGUUGGAGAUAAAUACAAUAAAUACUUCUCGAAUUUUUCAGGUAUUUCCCAGGUGUUUCUCAAGCCUAUUCUAGCAUUUUCCCUGUGCAUCCCUGUAUAUCUAAGUUCUUCCCAGCAUUUCCUACCCGGGUGGGAUACCUAAAAUUCCUGGUAAAUUGCCAUGCCUGAUUUGUGAUGGUAUGUGUCACAGUUUCAGCCAGAUGGGGCCAGACGAGUAUUAAAUUUCAAAUCAUAUAUCAAGUUAUAUUGCAGCAUUUAUUUUUGCAUUACUCUUUAAAAGAAAGCAAUGUGCCUGCUCAUAAUAUCCCCUCCGGAGGCCGCGGAAAGUGAUUAUCAUUAGAAAUUAAAGCAUAUUUCAAUAUUGUAACUGGCCAGUUAGUCUGUAGAUGGGAAUCUGUUUUCUACAAUCUGCAAGAAGAGUGAGGCGUAAAAGUAACAUAUUUUGUUCCUGCAGCAUCAAACGUGGCUUGAAAGGGAAUAAGUUCGAUGGUACUCCAUUAUUUUUUACCUCCAUUCUAAUUUCUGAAGUCAUAUCAGCAGAAGCAUACAUGUAAAAAUUCGCCCAAAAUUUAUCUUAAUAAUAUUCGAUAUUCAAAUGGCAUGAAUAUGCAUAUAAUAUUUUCCUACUUAAAUCAUAUCCCCAAUGCUUUUUAGAUGAGGAUAAUUUAAAUGCAAUGGGGGCAAUAUGAAGGGCAAGUCUGUUUUAUAAGUGAUGAGUACAAGAUGUCUUGAGUGAAGUAAUAUCAUAACUACUUACAUAAGCAAUAUCUAACUCUUUCUCUUAAUUCCCCCAUCCUAUUUUCAGUUUAUGCUUCAAUCAUGAAUUCAAAUUUCUUUUGUUUUACAUCUAGUAUCAUACACGUUUGCAUUUGCAUAUUCUAAGCUAAUUUGAAUGAAUUAUUUUAUAUCCUCUUUGUAUUAUUUUUCUGUUAAAAAUGAAUGGAUUCCAAUUUGAAUUUGAUUUACAUGUAGUUAGCAUAUUGAGUUGAUAGGUUAUAAAAGUGGAGCUGCUCAGAUGCCUUGUAAAGUUAUUUCUAAAGAUGAAUAUCAACUUGAAGACCAAAUGUAGUGUAUGAGUUCAUAUCAGAUAGGGGUGCUAUGUUGCUAUAGACCAUGUUUUGAUAGAAAGUGAAACAAGAAUGUGUGCUAGUAUAUCCUCUGUACCAACUGCCAGGAUGUGUUCACUUUCAUCACAAGAAAAGGACCCAUUUCAAGUUCAUAAUACAGGAAAUCAUGGUCGACCCUGAUUUGUUUUUCUUUCCUGAAAGUCUGUUUUAUUGUUGCAUACUUGCAUUGGGACCUUCUAUCGAUGUUCUCAAUUUCCUAGAAUCUGUGGAAAACCACUUUCAUUGAACAUUGUAGCAUAUGAUAUAUCAUAAAUAUUGUAUGAUGUAUCAUAUAGAGUUAUAUCUUCAGUUUUCUAUCAGCAUACAUGCAUCUUUGAAUAAUUUUAUACAACAUGUACCAGUUUAUUAAUCAGAGAAAGAUUUUUUUUUAAAAUAAAUACAACCCAUGAUUUUAA